Messenger RNA from Mesoplodon densirostris (Blainville's beaked whale), 2820 nucleotides. It is a transcript of the gene PIP4K2C, whose product is annotated as phosphatidylinositol-5-phosphate 4-kinase type 2 gamma. The record is from RefSeq and is a predicted model, not a curated record. Lineage: Eukaryota; Metazoa; Chordata; Mammalia; Artiodactyla; Ziphiidae. Gene Ontology annotation, biological process: phosphatidylinositol metabolic process. Gene Ontology annotation, molecular function: phosphatidylinositol kinase activity. Bases 87 to 1352 code for a protein of 421 amino acids. The transcript has 11 exons.
GAGGCGCAGGUGAGCGCCGCUUCCGGGGUCGGGAGAGCGCAUCGCGGCCGGCUCCGGCUUUCACUCGGUUGGGUGUGCGGGAGACUAUGGCGUCCUCCUCGGUCCCGCCGGCCACUGUAUCGACGCCGACAGCGGCUUCCGGCACAGGUUUCGGCUUCGCUUCCAAAACCAAGAAGAAGCAUUUCGUGCAGCAGAAGGUGAAGGUGUUCCGGGCGGCCGACCCGCUGAUGGGCGUGUUCCUGUGGGGCGUAGCCCACUCGAUCAAUGAGCUCAGCCAGGUGCCUCCCCCGGUGAUGCUGCUGCCAGAUGACUUUAAGGCCAGCUCCAAGAUCAAGGUCAACAAUCACCUUUUCCGCAGGGAAAAUCUGCCCAGUCAUUUCAAGUUCAAGGAGUACUGUCCCCAGGUCUUCAGGAACCUGCGUGAUCGAUUUGGUAUUGAUGACCAGGAUUACUUGGUGUCCCUUACCCGAAGUCCCCCGAGUGAAAGUGAAGGCAGUGAUGGUCGCUUCCUUAUCUCCUAUGAUCGUACUCUGGUCAUCAAAGAAGUAUCCAGUGAGGACAUUGCUGACAUGCAUAGCAACCUCUCCAACUACCAUCAGUACAUUGUGAAGUGCCAUGGCAACACACUGCUGCCCCAGUUCCUGGGGAUGUACCGGGUUAGCGUGGACAACGAAGACAGCUACAUGCUUGUGAUGCGCAACAUGUUUAGCCACCGUCUCCCUGUGCACAGGAAGUAUGACCUCAAGGGCUCCCUAGUGUCCCGGGAAGCCAGCGAUAAGGAGAAGGUUAAAGAAUUGCCCACCCUUAAGGAUAUGGACUUUCUCAACAAGAACCAGAAAGUUUAUAUUGCUGAAGAGGAGAAGAAGGUCUUUCUAGAGAAGCUAAAGAGAGAUGUGGAGUUCCUAGUACAGCUGAAGAUCAUGGACUACAGCCUUCUGCUGGGCAUCCACGACAUCAUUCGCGGUUCUGAACCGGAGGAGGAGGGGCCUGUGCGGGAGGAGGAGUCAGAGGGGGAUGGGGACUGUGCCCUGACCGGACCUCCUGCUCUGGUGGGCUCCUAUGGCACUUCCCCUGAGGGUAUCGGCGGCUACAUCCAUUCCCACCGGCCCCUGGGCCCUGGAGAGUUUGAAUCCUUCAUUGAUGUCUAUGCCAUCCGGAGUGCUGAGGGGGCCCCUCAGAAGGAGGUGUAUUUCAUGGGCCUCAUUGACAUCCUGACACAGUAUGAUGCCAAGAAGAAAGCAGCUCAUGCAGCCAAAACUGUCAAGCACGGGGCGGGGGCAGAGAUUUCUACUGUCCAUCCUGAGCAGUAUGCUAAGCGAUUCCUGGAUUUUAUUACCAACAUCUUUGCCUAAGAGACUGCCUGACUCCAUGGUGACUGCUGCUGAGGAGCUGGGGGAAGGGUGUUGUUUGCCAUCUUCAGGACCUGACUGGACAGAUGGACCUGGCUCAAGCUGCUACUCUGGAUGCACUUUCCUGUGUGGGAUGAACUAAGAGUGUCUGAAUUUUGCUGAUAACUUUAUAGAGCUCAGUGUGGCACACUUCCUUCCCGGUAGGCACUGGGAUGGAAGAUUUUAAAAAUACUAACAGAUGUGGGUGCAGGCAUGCACACAUACGAUGGGAUAUGGCCAAUCUUAAUGCGGCUGGGGUGGAGAAUGGUGGGCGGGCUGGCAGCUCAUGGAGGUGGGACCUCUGAGGACUCUUGUGAUUAUGCAGGGAAUUGGAGGUCUCUGUUGAGGGUUGACUACUCUCCAGUCUCUUCCCUCACUCCACGUUCACCCCCACCAGAGAUGGCCACAGUGUUGAAUCCUGGGUGAAGGUGUUUGACUGUUGCUGCUCUUCACCAGGACCUCACAUCCCUCCUGGAGCUGGAACCCUUCAUUGGGGGUGUGGCCAGUUCUGGAGGCUGGGAGGAUGAGCCAGGGGUAUAAGGUUCACUCCCCAUGUUAAAUUUCCUUUCUUCAUGUCUAGCCACCCCUAAGGUUUUAGACCCAGCAGAUGGGAAUAUCUCUACCUGGGUUAACCCUGGUUAUUUCAAGAGAACGGAAGUCUCACGUGUGGGAACCUCCGCUACUCCCUGGAAGUGUGCCCCUAGCGUACUUCCCCUCUCCUUCCCAAACCCUUUUUCCAGUUGGAUUUGUUAUUCUGUUCGUCUUAUACUGCUACUGUGUCUCUCAGGGGACAGAUGGCUGCCUUUGUCAUCUUCACUCUCCACCCCCAGAGAGGAGUCAGAGCCAUAACCCGGCCCCCUCCAAAGAUAGUUAAUACGUGAUAUUCUCAGAAUGUAGCAGACCCUGAUGAGCUGAGAUAGUGUACUCCCUUCCCCACAAUGCCCUUGGGGCUCAGGCAGCCAUUCUUCUUGUGAUCCUACAUCUCCCCUGAGGCUUCUGCACUUCUCUAAAACAUAAAGAUGGGCACCAGCGAGUGGCCUGUGGGGUACAAAGACUCUUGCUCUGUAUCUGCGUGGACUGAUCUGUCUCACAGGAAGUCAUGAGGUCAUAAAGGAGAAUUCCUCCUGCCCCUCCAUCUUCUGCUCCAAAGGAAGUGACACGAGGAGUCCCUAGUUAAGGAUUAGAGUCCCUAUAAUAUGUUCCUGUCAGGAGGCUGAUGGAUCUUUUUUAUUCCAACCAUCUACCUUUCCCCUGUUGAAUGCAAUAAAACUCCAUGACACCAGCAACUGUUGUUCUUUAGAAAUGGGUUUUCUGACCAUGUGGCUGAUGUAUCAUAAGCAUUAUGGUCUUCUUCAUUUGUUGCUUCUGUUUUCUUUCAUCUUUUUUGUUUUAUUAAUUAAUAAAAAAGAUCUUGUGUAUUUACUCCCGUUGC